UAAUUUGUUUUUUUAGAUUUGUAAAUAAUCUAUUUUUGAUUAAUUUGUAAUAUAUGUAUAGUAGAGGAAAGAUUUUGUUCAAAAUAUUUAUCGUUCAAAAAAAAAAAAAAAUACCUAAUAACAAUCAAUAAUUAAACGAUUCGAUGUAAUAGAUGAACGUGACCGCGCAAGCUCUGUCUCUUUCAAUGAAAUGUCGUGCUUGCAUAUGGAACCGCGAACAAAGAUACAACGAUAAAAACCUGUGGGUAAAAUACCUGCAGCUGUGAUGAUCAAAAUGUCAUUUAGUUUGAUUACUUGUGCAUGGCUAAUUACUUUUGGUAUCCUAACGAAUCUCUCUCAUGGCGAACUUGAAUUUUACCAGGAUGCAGUUCCAGAAGUGCCACAAGAUAUUACUGCUUUAAAACAGUUCGCUGAAUACAUUACAAAUCAAAAUCAGAAACAACACAUGCAUCAUUCAUAUCUACUACCACUUCUUACCUCACAGAUUCACAAGAAACAUCACUUGGAUCUUAACGAACAAGAUGAACAUGAAAUUUUUAAGCCAUUAAAAGAAAAAUUUCAUUUGGAUGAUAGAUUGAGAGAACAAAAAUUAACACCCUGGAAUUAUAUUUCCCAGAUUCAGCAUAGAGAUUUAAAACAGACUUUGCCUAAAAACGAUUAUAAUCUUUUAUAUUAUGGUUUUAAUCCAUUGUUUAAAAACUUUAAAGAUUACUUUGAUUCUGAACUAUCCUAUCAAGGUAAUGAAUUAAUAAAAGAUAAUCAAAAGUACAGAAAUGUAGAUAUUGGAUAUUUGCAAGAAAAAAGACAAUCUCUGUACAAUGCAGAGAUUGAAGAUAACACUGACAAAGAAAUAACAGCUGAUCUUUUAAAAAAAAAUUUGAUGUUAAGUAAUAGACAAAUAAUAGAAGAAAAUAAAGACUUUAUACCAUCAUUUGCACAAGUACCUGAAUUCACAUAUUUUUUUGAUGAUUCAAAUUUGAAAGAAAAAUAUCCAUUUAUUCAACCUAAUGAUCCUAGGUACUAUGAAAAUACCAUUUUUCCUGUGGAUACUAGAAAUAAUGAGAGAGAUCAGGAGCUAACAAUUGAGCCCAUAAUUAUCAAAGAAAAUAUAUUAAAUGAACAAACUACGGUAAAACAAUUAAAAGAUAUAGAGAUCGAUAAACACAAUGAAAUAAGAAAUAUUACUGUAGGAACAUUAAUGGAAGAAGAAAAAUCUGAAAAAAAUCGUCCUUUUGUUGUUUCAAUUGCUCAAAAUUUAAAUGAUGAUAUAUAUUUUAUUGCUGUUAUUGCUGGUUGCAGUGCAGCAAUAAUGUUCAUUUGUGUAUUAAUCAGUUUAACAUGGUGCAGAUUGCAUCGUGGAGUAAAAGCAGCUGCUGAUAUAGAAUAUCCAGCUUAUGGUGUAACAGGUCCAAAUAAGGAUAUAUCACCUUCUGAAGACCAAAGACUGGCUCAAUCAGCACAAAUGUAUCAUUUUCAACAUCAGAAACAACAGAUUAUUGCUAUGGAAAAUCGUACCUCUACAACUAGAGAUCCAGGAUCUUUAUCCGAAGCAGAAAGUGAUGAAGAAAAUGAAGAAGGCGAUUAUACUGUUUAUGAAUGUCCUGGUUUAGCUGCAACUAGUGAAAUGGAGGUAAAAAAUCCCUUAUUUCAUGAUGAUCCAACUCCAGCUACACCAGCACAUACUAAUAAAGAAGAGGACCAUAUGUAGUUUCAGUAAAUUGCAGCCAAAUUUACUUUUAAAAUUUUCUGUGGUGCUUAGCUCAUUGUUAAUGUACCAUAUCAAAAAUAGCUAUCUAUAUUAAAAGUAUAGAAUUUUAUUAUUAUUAUUAUUAUUAUUAUUAUCAUUAUUAUACAAUAUGACAAGUAUAUAAAAAAUAUUUUAAUGAAAACAAACUAUAAAAUAAUUAUGGUUGCAGUUUUCAAAACGAAGCUUUUUAAUUAUAUAAAGAUUUUUAUAUGAUCGUUUUUUAGUUCGGUUUAGUAAACAAAUGUCUUUUUCUCUAUGAUAUGAAUAGUAUAUAUAUUUUCAUAAUGAGAGAUUCAAUAUGACUAUGCAGCAAGAUUUAUGCAAAAUGUUAUAUUUUAUGUUGCAUUUAUAAAAAAAAUAUUACAUACAAAAGUAAAAGUCUGCAUUCGUUUUCAUUCAGUUAUUAUAUAUUAUUUAGCAAAUUAUUCUAAAUAUACAUUAUGAAAGUUUAUAAUGUAAUUCUGAAUGGAAAUGUAUUGAGAACUAUACGUAUUCAUGUAUUAAUAUAUAAAAUGAAGAAAUUACAUGAGUAUUAGUCCAAUAUAAUACAGAAUUGCUAUUAUGGAUAGUGAUAAGUACUUGACUUAUGUCACUGAUUUGUAACAUUUACUUUUUCAAUUCUUUCCAAUUUUCUACAAUUAAUAACCACUUAUAUAAAUGAAAUAAUUAAAUGCUAUUUGCAUGUAUUUCUUAUGAUUCUUGUAACAGAGAUGGAAAUAUAAUACAUGCAAAUUGUAAAAUGAGAGAAGAUAUAUACAAUAUAAAGCACAACAAUAUAUGCAGGGUAAAUCCUAAGUCAUAUAUUAAUUUAUAGUAAAAGAUUUCAAACUUAACUGGAAUUAUCAAUAUUUUCUGUUAGCUCGUUUAUUAUAGUGCGAUGUAUAAUGUAUAUUCCAUAAUUGGCUGAUUCUUUUCUAAGUUUCUUUCUUGAUACUACAAACCUAAUAUUGCCGAAAGUAAUAGUAAUCUUAUAAACACCUAAAAAAGAAGUACUUUGAAAGUAUUCAUUAAAAUAUUAAAGUCAGGAGUACAAUGGAGUCCAUGGAGAAAUUGCUAUUAUCUAUGCUAUAAAUCCAAUGUUUAGUAAAUGCAAAUAUUUUUUAACAAGCUUGUAAUUUUGCAGAGCUCUAUUUUUCACAAAUGUUCUCUAUAUUAUUCUGAGGCUAAUGGUUAAAGAAUAAAUACUAUGAAAUAUAAAAAAUAAUAUUUUUGAAGCUUUACUAAAUAUUUUUUUAGCUUAUUCUC
Messenger RNA from Vespa mandarinia (Asian giant hornet), 2992 nucleotides. RefSeq lists its product as uncharacterized. Gene Ontology annotation, cellular component: membrane. The record is from RefSeq and is a predicted model, not a curated record. Lineage: Eukaryota; Metazoa; Arthropoda; Insecta; Hymenoptera; Vespidae.